Messenger RNA from Durusdinium trenchii, 986 nucleotides. Lineage: Eukaryota; Dinophyceae; Suessiales; Symbiodiniaceae. The record is from the annotation of a GenBank genome assembly.
GACCCGUUGACCCACGAGACAUUUCAGCUCAAAGCCUCUGAGACGUUGUUUCGCCGCGUGGCCUUUGUUUCGCUCGUUGUUGCUUGUCAACUUGUCGUUUUCAUCAUGUUUCGAUGUGUGAUCCUGGUGCCCUUGGCAGCUGCGGUGCGCCAGAACCUGCUUCAGACACAGGAGGCCGUCUCUCAGGAGGUUCUGGAGGCCAAUGAAACGACGCAAGGUGUGGACGCAUUCCAGCAGUGGAGCCUGGAUACACCGGUUUGGGCGGUCACCAACAAUUUCCUGAGCCGCUGGAAGGCCAUCCCCUUGUCAGCCAGUAGUGAUUUCAUCCUGACCGGUGACCUGACGCACAUGGUGAAGCUCCUUCAAAAGAGGUCCGACCUGCCAGUGGAAUGCCACAGCGACUUCAUCGGCCACACCGUCACCUUGGUAGUCUCGGAGGUGAUGCCCAAGGCACAAGAGCUCUACCUGAAAGCCUUCAUGGGUGGCCUUGUGCAGAUUGGCGGCAUCGCCACGAUCAUGUUCCGCGUGGCGGCGUUGGCCUCGGGGAGCACAUCGAUGGCGGUGGUCUCCACCUUUGCGGCCAAUCCCUCGGCGCUGAACUUGGAUGAUACCAUCGCGUCACUUCUGAGCAGUGAGGUGCUCCAGGGCAAGCAUCCGGGACCUUACACACCGAAAACCAUUUGGUAUUGGCUGACCCGGAAGAAGACCACCGCCUACUUGACCUUGCAGCACAAGCCACAGUCGAAGCAUGCCUUGCCCAUGGCGAAGUUCAUGUGCACGAAGAAUGAGGGCAAAGGGAUGAGGGACCGACCUGCCUACGUGGCCAUGCAAGGUGAAGCUGGAGAGAUGAUCCCGCUCACCGCACAUCGCUUGUCUCUCUUCAUCCUGGCGCUGGCAUGAGAUGGAGAGGGAUUACGAACGCCUGGCUGCCGGGGAAAAAGAUGCAUCAAUCGAAACUUUUGGAGGUCUGCGCGGAGGAUUCAAGC